AUGGAGCAGCUCCCAACUGGUUCUGGUAUGGAGCAGCUCCCAACUGGUUCUGGUAUGGAGCAGCUCUCAACUGGUUCUGGUAUGGAGCAGCUCUCAACUGGUUCUGGUAAGGAGCAGCUCUCAACUGGUUCUGGUAUGGAGCAGCUCAACUGGUUCUGGUAUGGAGCAGCUCUCUACUGGUUUUGGCAUGGAGUAGCUCACAACUGGUUCUGGCAUGGAGCAGCUCAACUGGUUCUGGCAUGGAGCAGCUCUCAACUGGUUCCGGCAUUGAGCAGCUCUCAACUGGUUCUGGCAUGGAGCAGCUCAACUGGUUCCGGCAUGGAGCAGCUCCCAACUGGUUCUGGUAUGGAGCAGCUCCCAACUGGUUCUGGUAUGGAGCAGCUCUCAACUGGUUCUGGUAUGGAGCAGCUCUCAACUGGUUCUGGUAAGGAGCAGCUCUCAACUGGUUCUGGUAUGGAGCAGCUCAACUGGUUCUGGUAUGGAGCAGCUCUCAACUGGUUCUGGUAUGGAGCAGCUCUCAACUGGUUCUGGUAUGGAGCAGCUCACCGAAGAAUGACAUCAGUAGCCAGUAGGAAAGUGAACAACAACGGCCUGGUCUCGUUCCUCAGAGAGGUGUCUCAAUUCACCCCUGUAUCGUUUCCCAUCGCCGGAGACCGGAGGGUUGUGGCGCCGUUCUGGGCUGACGUGGACAACAGGCGGGCGGGGCAGGUCUUCUACCGGGAGAGUAAAGACCCGUCUGUCCUCCUGAGGGCCACAGUUGACGUCAAACGAUACUUCUCUGAGUUCCCAGAGUUCAGUGCGACGUGGAUCCUCAUCUCGACGUGGCACAAAGUCACCUUCUUUGGAGGAAGUGACAUCACACCGGUGAAUACGUUCCAGGUCAUACUGAUCACCAACGGAGAGGUAUCCUUCACCAUCUUCCAGUAUCAUGAGAUCACCUGGACCACAGGCAUGCACGCCAGCAGUGGAGGAGACCUGGCAGGGCUAGGAGGCAUCGCUGCACAGGCAGGUUUUAACGCUGGCGAUGGGAAACGCUACUUCAACAUCCCGGGGUCUCGUACUGAUGAUGUCGUGGAUGUGGAAGGAACCACCAAUGUGGGUUACCCCGGGAGAUGGGUGUUCCGGAUCGACAAUGCCCAGGUGGAGGUGGGCGGAUGCAACGACUCCGCGUCGGUGUGUCCACACCUUCGACCCUGUCUGAACGGAGGUCGCUGUAUAGACGACUGCAUCACCGGCAACCCUUCCUUCACCUGCUCUUGUCUGGCUGGCUUCACAGGACCCCGGUGCCAGAUAGAUGUAGAGGAGUGCUCGUCAUAUCCAUGUCAGAACGGAGGUACCUGCUCAGACCAGGUUAACGGCUUCAUCUGCCUGUGUCCACCUGGGUUUACAGGGACAGUCUGCCAAACAGAUGUAGAGGAGUGCUCGUCAUAUCCAUGUCAGAACGGAGGUACCUGCUCAGACCAGGUUAACGGCUUCAUCUGCCAGUGUCCACCUGGGUUUACAGGGACAGUCUGCCAAACAGACAUAGAUCAGUGUGUUUCCCAGCCGUGUCUGAAUGGAGGGGACUGUAGAGACCAGGUGAAUGGUUAUACCUGCGCCUGUCCUGCUGCCUUCACCGGGACACACUGUGAGACAGAGUUGGCGGUGGUCCGUGUGAAUUCAUCAUCUACUCCUCAAACUGAAAAUCGAACAGUGUCCUGUGAGGGGGAGGGCUGUGACAAACACCAGAUCUGUGAACACACCGGCUCUGGGAGUUACAACUGCACAUGUACCCAAGGAUUCUAUGGUGACAACUGUGAAGAGGAGUGUCUGUGCCAAAAUGGUGGCGUCUGUGUGGAAGUGAAUGGGACCUGUGACUGCUCCUCAGGCUUCACUGGACUCUACUGUCAGUUUGAGGUGACCCAGACCCCAUGCAGCAACAGCAGGCCGUGCCCUGACGGAGGACCCUGUCUGGAGUACGGAGGAACCUACCUGUGUACCUGUCAGACAGGUGUGGCAGACCUAGAUCACAGGGACUUCUAUCCUCCCUAUGUACAGCCUCGAUCGGUCUGUGAUUCGUCUCCGUGUCUGAACGGAGGUCAGUGCUAUGAGAGGGAUGGAGGCUACACCUGCGAGUGCAAGCAUGGAUACAGAGGGAAACACUGUGAGAAAGUCAGACUCAAUACCUGUGCCUCUGGCCUGUGUCGUAACGGAGGGUCCUGUAAAGAGGAGGCAGGGAGCUACCUGUGUGUCUGUCCAUACAGGUUCACUGGAAAACACUGUGAAGUGGGGAGGCCAGACCCCUGCUCCUCCAGUCCCUGUCUGAACGGAGGAACAUGUUUCCACUACAUCGGGAAGUACAAGUGUGAAUGUUCCGGAUCCUUCAGCGGGAGACACUGUGACAUCAGCAGGGGAUCAGCACACUCCACAGCAGACCUGGACUGUGGUCCCCCCCUGCAGGUGAAGCAUGCAGAGCUCCAGUUCUCCUCUACGUUGCCAGGCUCCAUGGCGCUGUACGUGUGCCACCCAGGAUACACCCCCAUGCCCAGGGCCACCCAGAGCAUCUGUGGGGGGCAGGGGGCCUGGAGCCAACCUCCUGUCUGCCAGGAGAUCAACGAGUGUUUGUCCCAGCCUUGUCUGAAUGGAGGGACAUGUCGGGACAGGGUGGCGACCUACCAGUGUGCAUGUGACCAAGGCUUCAGUGGAAACCACUGCCAGACAGAUGUGGAUGAGUGUGCGUCGGAGCCCUGUAAGCACGGAGGAACCUGUGAGGAUCAGCCUGGAUCCUACUACUGUCACUGCCAGCAGGGUUUCAUGGGACGAGACUGUGAAAUAGAGCAGGACGGGUGUGAGUCCAGCCUCUGUCUGAACGGCGGCGUGUGUCGUGGCUACAGGCGAAACCACCUGUGUGUCUGUAAAGAAGGUUUCUUCGGGGAUCGUUGUCAGUCGUUGGACAAUCCCUGUGUACUGCAGCCGUGUGGGAACAGAGGUCUCUGCCAGAGCAACAGGAGAGGGAACUACAGCUGUACUUGCAGAGUGGGUCACACAGGCAAGGACUGUGAGAGAGACCUGUUGCCUCCCUCUGGUCUGCAUGUAUUACGGGUGGAGGAGGAUGAGGUGGAGCUGCACUGGGACCUGCCGGCCCCUUCCUCUCAGAGCCUGUUCAGUGGCUUCGCUGUGACCUACGCCCCUCUGGGUCUCCCGGGCCGUGGCAGCGGAACCAGGAAGACCGACUUCCUGGACAAGAAGCAGUCCACCUAUCAGCUGCAGGGCCUGGUGCCCGGCCUGCUAUACAACAUCUCUACGUUCUCAGUGAAACGAAACACCAACAGCAACGACAUCAGCCAGCCAGCCAUCGCUCUCAUACGCACCCGGCCGCGGCGGGUGGACCAGCUGCAGGUUGUCAACGUAUCGUCCUCCCAGGUAUGGCUGAGGUGGCUGCUGCAGGCUGCUCAUCACGCAGCUGUCAGCCAGGUGCGCCUCUCCCUGGUCCCCUCAGACGACAGUGGAUCUCGUACCGCCCUGGUCAACACCAGUACCACGGAGUACGCAUUCAGCUCUCUGCUCCCUGGUCAGAUGUACACGGUGGACGUUCUAACUCAGAGUGGUAUCAGACCAGACGAGUCGCCGUCCACCAGUCACUCUGCUGGACCGCUGCAAAUCUGGACACGGCCCCUCCCCCCUCAGAACCUGUCUUUGGCACAUGUGACCUCCAACUCUGCCCUGGUGACGUGGGACCACCAUCCCAGGAACCUGCCAGACGGCUUCGUGGUCAAUGUGACACGAGGCCUGAGCACCCGGAGUCGCUUCCUACCCAAUGGGAAGUUAGAGACGUAUAACCUGAGAGAGCUUUCUCCGGGACAGCACUACCACCUAGCUCUCAUGGCUGUUAGGAACACGGGACAGGAACAGAUUCACAGCGUACCACAGCACCUGGCCUUCACCACAUUAUCGAUGGAGGAACGAUGGGGAGGGAGGACGAGGGGGAGACCGUCUGUCGUGGGCCAGGGAACCCCUGUGAGUCAUACGCUAGCCCCGUCUGAACCUCAGGACCUAGGGGUGGCUGGAGAGAGAGAGCUCUCUGAAGAGAUGCCCAGAUACACAGAGCUGAUUGAUGGUAGAGGGAAGAUAACAGCUAAGUUCAGAAAGGCCAUCAGACACCGCACUAAACCCGAGCCCCCGAUUCAGCUAGAGAGGAUGGAGGAGACAACCAAUAAAAUCAGCCUUGCACUAGAGAUCCAGAGGAAGGAGGAAGAGGAGGAGUCCAAGAGAAAACCUGAGUCGUCCCAGGACUGCCGGAGUCUGCCCUGCCUGAACGGGGGUACGUGUGCGAAGGGCGGCGACUCCUACAUCUGCGACUGCGUAGCCGGGUUCAAGGGCAGGCAGUGUGAGCUGUUCUGCCAGCGAGUGCCCCACCCGUGUACCCGCCUCUACUCUGAAACCAAGAGCGUGCCCGUCUGGGUGGGUGAAGUCUGCCAUUACCUGUAUAAAAUAACAUAUAAAGUCCAGCAGGAUAUUUGCUAUCGAGAGAUCUGUGGACCACCACUGCUUCCCAAGAAAAGCCCCAACAGAAGAACUAACAGACAACAUUAAUGAAAGCUAAUCUUGGAUGACCCAUGUUGACCCAUGUUGCCCAGAGAUUGGCCUAUUGGGUGACCCAUGUUGACCCAUGUUGCCCAGAGAUUGGCCUAUUGGGUGACCCAUGUUGACCCAUGUUGCUCAGAGAUUGACCUAUUGGAUGACCCAUGUUGACCCAUGUUGCCCAGAGAUUGACCUAUUGGAUGACCCAUACUGCCCAGAGAUUGACCUAUUGGGUGACCCAUGUUGACCCAUGUUGCCCAGAGAUUGACCUAUUGGAUGACCCAUGUUGCCCAGAGGUUGACCUGUUGGAUGACCCAUGUUAACCCAUGUUGCCCAGAGAUUGGCCUAUUGGAUGACCCAUGUUGCCCAGAGAUUGGCCUAUUGGGUGACCCAUGUUGCCCAGAGAUUGGCCUAUUGGAUGACCCAUGUUGACCCAUGUUGCCCAGAGAUUGGCCUAUUGGAUGACCCAUGUUGCCCAGAGAUUGGCCUAUUGGAUGACCCAUGUUGACCCCUGUUGCCCAGAGAUUGGCCUAUUGGAUGACCCAUGUUGCCCAGAGAUUGACAUAUUGGGUGACCCAUGUUGACCCAUGUUGCCCAGAGAUUGGCCUGUUGAAUGACCCAUGUUGCCCAGAGAUUGGCCUAUUGGAUGACCCAUGUUGACCCAUGUUGCCCAGAGAUUGGCCUGUUGAAUGACCCAUGUUGACCCAUGUUGCCCAGAGAUUGGCCUAUUGAAUGACCCAUGUUGACCCAUGUUGCCCAGAGAUUGGCCUGUAGGAUGACCCAUGUUGCCCAGAGAUUGGCCUAUUGGAUGACCUAUGUUGACACAUGUUGUCCAGAGAUUGGCCUGUAGGAUGACCCAUGUUGACCCAUGUUGCCCAGAGAUUGGCCUGUUGAAUGUCCCAUGUUGCCCAGAGAUUGGCCUAUUGGAUGACCCAUGUUGCCCAGAGGUUGACCUGUUGGAUGACCCAUGUUGACCCAUGUUGCCCAGAGAUUGGCCUGUUGGAUGACCCAUGUUGACCCAUGUUGCCCAGAGAUUGGCCUGUUGGAUGACCCAUGUUGACCCAUGUUGCCCCAUGUUGCCCAGAGAGUGGCCUGUUGGAUGACCCAUGUUGACCCAUGUUGCCCAGAGGUUGACAUAUUGGAUGACCCAUGUUGACCCAUUUUGCCCAGAGGUUGACCUAUUGGAUGACCCAUGUUGACCCAUGUUGCCCAGAGGUUGACCUAUUUGAUGACCCAUGUUGACCCAUGUUGCCCAGAGGUUGACCUGUUGGAUGACCCAUGUUGAUCCAUGUUGCCCAGAGAUUGGCCUGUUGGUAGACCCAUGUUGACCCAUGUUGCCCAGAGGUUGACCUGUUGGAUGACCCAUGAUGACCCAUGUUGCCCCAUGUUGCCCAGAGAUUGGCCUGUUGAAUGACCCUGUUGCCCAGAGAUUGGCCUGUUGGAUGACCCAUGUUGACCCAUGUUGCCCAGGGAUUGGCCUGUUGGAUGACCCAUGUUGACCCAUGUUGCCCAGAGGUUGGCCUGUUGGAUGACCCAUGUUGACCCAUGUUGCCCAGAGAUUGGCCUGUUGGAUGACCCAUGUUGACCCAUGUUGCCCAGAGGUUGACCUAUUGGAUGACCCAUGUUGACCCAUGUUGCCCAGAGGUUGACCUAUUGGAUGACCCAUGUUGACCCAUGUUGCCCAGAGGUUGACCUAUUGGAUGACCCAUGUUGACCCAUGUUGCCCAGAGGUUGACCUAUUGGAUGACCCAUGUUGACCCAUGUUGCCCAGAGGUUGACCUGUUGGAUGACCCAUGUUGACCCAUUUUGAUCCAUGUUGCCCAGAGAUUGGCCUGUUGGAUGACCCAUGUUGACCCAUGUUGCCCAGAGGUUGACCUGUUGGAUGAUCCAUGUUGACCCAUGUUGCCCAGAGGUUGACCUGUUGGAUGACCCAUGAUGACCCAUGUUGCCCCAUGUUGCCCAGAGAUUGGCCUGUUGAAUGACCCAUGUUGCCCAGAGAUUGGCCUGUUGGAUGACCCAUGUUGACCCAUGUUGCCCAUAGAUUGGCCUGUUGGAUGACCCAUGUUGACCCAUGUUGACCCAUGUUGUCCAGAGGUUGGCCUGUUGGAUGACCCAUGUUGACCCAUGUUGCCCAGAGAUUGGCCUGUUGGAUGACCCAUGUUGACCCAUGUUGCCCAGAGGUUGACCUAUUGGAUGGCCCAUGUUGACCCAUGUUGCCCAGAGGUUGACCUGUUGGAUGACCCAUGUUGAUCCAUGUUGCCCAGAGAUUGGCCUGUAGGAUGACCCAUGUUGACCCAUGUUGCCCAGAGGUUGACCUGUUGGAUGACCCAUGUUGACCCAUGUUGCCCAGAGAUUGGCCUGUUGAAUGACCCAUGUUGACCCAUGUUGCCCAGAGAUUGGCUUAUAGGAUGACCCAUGUUGCCCAGAGGUUGGCCUGUUGGAUGACCCAUGUUGACCCAUGUUGCCCAGAGAUUGGCCUGUUGGAUGACCCAUGUUGACCCAUGUUGCCCAGAGAUUGGCCUGUUGGAUGACCCAUGUUGCCCCAUGUUGCCCAGAGGUUGACCUGUUGUAGCCGCAGCUUGAAUGAGGAUUUGGAGGAAGCUAACAAGUGGAACACGAUUGCCCCCUACAACCAUCAAUGAGAUUUGGCCCCAGAAUCAUCAAUCAUUUCUAACUAUUCUAUGUCACAUUUUUUUUAAACAGAAUUUUCACUCAUGACGGAUGACAAAUGUACCAUAAACAGUUCACACCUGUGUAAAAUCAAAACAUUAUACAUACCUCAUGUCUCACAUACAGUGGGGCAAAAAAGUAUUUAGUCAGCCACCAAUUGUGCGAUUGGGAGAGGCCUGUAAUUUUCAUCAUAGGUACACUUCAACUAUGAC
Oncorhynchus kisutch (coho salmon) is the source of this 7442-nucleotide messenger RNA. Its product is annotated as sushi, nidogen and EGF-like domain-containing protein 1. The coding region runs from base 1 to 4572 and encodes 1523 amino acids. Lineage: Eukaryota; Metazoa; Chordata; Actinopteri; Salmoniformes; Salmonidae. The record is from RefSeq and is a predicted model, not a curated record. The transcript is spliced from 33 exons. Gene Ontology annotation, molecular function: calcium ion binding; protein binding. Gene Ontology annotation, biological process: cell-matrix adhesion.